Eucalyptus grandis is the source of this 1730-nucleotide messenger RNA. Its product is annotated as two pore calcium channel protein 1. Gene Ontology annotation, molecular function: voltage-gated calcium channel activity; calcium ion binding. The transcript has 18 exons. Bases 24 to 1412 code for a protein of 462 amino acids. Gene Ontology annotation, cellular component: vacuolar membrane; plant-type vacuole. Gene Ontology annotation, biological process: transmembrane transport; calcium ion transport. Lineage: Eukaryota; Viridiplantae; Streptophyta; Magnoliopsida; Myrtales; Myrtaceae. The record is from RefSeq and is a predicted model, not a curated record.
CAUCCAAUAAUCCAGAUGUAUGGAUGCCGGCAUAUAAAGUUUCACGUUGGUACUCCCUUUUCUUUGUCCUCUAUAUCCUGCUGGGGGUUUACUUUGUCACGAAUUUGGUCCUUGCUGUCGUGUAUGACAGCUUCAAGAGUCAGCUCGUGAAACAAGUUUCUGAGAUGGACCGAAUGAGGGAGAACAUGUUGGGAAAAGCCUUUAAGCUCAUAGAUAAGAAUAACGUUGGGUAUAUCAAUAAAGAGCAGUGCGUACACCUGUUUGAAGAACUGAAUCACUACAGGACACUGCCAAAGAUAUCGAGAGAAGAUUUUGAGUUAAUAUUUGUUGAGCUGGAUGAUAGUCAUGACUUCAAGAUCAACACAGAUGAAUUUACUGAUCUUUGCAAUGCAAUUGCCCUCAGAUUCGAGAAGGAGGAUGCUCCUUCUCUGUUCGAGAAAUUUCCAUCAAUCUACCAUUCUCCAUUUUCUGAGAAGUUGAAGGGUUUUGUGAAAAGUCAAAAAUUUGGAUAUACCAUAUUAUUUGCUCUCAUUCUGAAUCUGGUUGCGGUGAUUGUUGAGACAACGCUGGAUAUUGAAAACAACUCUGCCCAAAAAGUGUGGCAAGAGGUAGAGUUUAUCUUUGGUUGGGUCUAUGUGCUUGAGAUGGCUUUGAAAGUCUAUUCAUUGGGAUUUGAAAAUUAUUGGAGGGAUGGUCAAAACCGCUUUGAUUUUGUGAUCACCUGGGUGAUAGUCAUUGGAGAAACUAUCACCUUUGUGGCUCCUAAUGGACUUGACUUUCUUUCAAAUGGAGAAUGGAUUCGGUACCUUCUUCUUGCGAGAUUACUGAGAUUGAUAAGGCUGCUAAUGCAUGUUAAACGCUACCGAGCUUUUGUUGCUACAUUCUUGACUCUCCUACCAAGUUUGAUGCCAUACCUUGGAAUCAUCUUUUGUGUAAUGUGCAUUUAUUGCUCCCUUGCAGAACAGAUCUUUGGUGGGAUGGUCAAUGCUGGGAACUCCAAAUUGGAAGAAACUGAUCUUGCGGCUGAUGACUAUUUGCUCCUCAAUUUUAAUGACUAUCCAAAUGGAAUGGUGACACUUUUCAAUUUGUUAGUCCUGAACAACUGGCAAGAGUGGAUGCAGAGCUACAAGGAACUAACAGGGACCUCUUGGACCCUCAUAUAUUUCAUCAGCUUCUACCUAAUAACCGUUCUACUGCUCUUGAAUUUGGUUGUUGCCUUUGUCUUGGAGGCAUUCUUUACUGAGAUGGAUCUUGAAUCAUCAGAAAACUGCGAGGAACAGGACAAGGAAACAAGGGGCAGGCGGCCUCGUUUGGUCGGCACGAAGACAAGAAGUCAGAGAGUUGAUGUCCUGCUUCAUCAUAUGUUGAGCGCGGAGCUUGAUAAAGCAAAAUGCACUAGUCCUCAACCUUAAUCAUGUAGUAUUGAGUUGUGGGCGUGAUUUUGAAGACCCCGAUUCAAGACUAACUGGGCACAGCAGGACGGCAUUACGGGAACCAUUUUCAGAUAAACUGGUUUGAACAAUGUGUGUCGUUCUUUUUGCCACAGUUGCUUUUGCCUGUUUGUGUUGUUGAGUAAAUUUUGUACAGAUGUGAAUUUCAACCCUAUGGUUUGCAACACGAUUUUCCGACUUCCGAUGGAAAUGAUUAAAUUUUGUGCACACUACUCAACACGCCACCUUGGUUGGGAGAAAUUCUUCUGAAUAGUACAAAGUGCUGUAGUGCAGAUGUCU